UCUUCCUUCGUAUAUAAAGUUGGUUCGUGAAGGAGUGUGAACAUUUUCUCUGGUGAAGCAACUGCAGAAUUUCCUUCUGCAUUGGAAACAGCAAGAGGGGGAAUCUUAGAAGAUGCUAUGGGCCUGGGGUAAACUGUAAUGACAAUUGCUCUAAUACUUGCUAGGCCGGGCAAGGGUAUCCCUGAUAAUCAAGAACUUGCUGAGGACAUGCCUAUUACUUAGCAUUCUAGGAACAGAAGGAUUAAAGGUGGCACUCUCAUUGUUUGUCCUAUGGCAUUACUUGGUCAAUGGAGGGAUGAACUUGAAGCCCAUUCAAAGCCAGAUAGCAUUUCUGUUUUUGUUCAUUAUGGUGGGGAAAGAAGUAAUGACCCUAGAGUGAUAGUAGAAACAGAUGUGGUCUUGACAACCUAUGGUCUUCUAACUGCUGCAUAUAAGGCUGAUGCGGAGAGUAGCAUAUUCCAUGAAGUUGAUUGGCAUCGAAUUGUACUGGAUGAAGCACUCACCAUAAAAUCCUGGAGAACUGUGAGUGCUAGGGCUGCAUUCACAUUGUCUGCACAUUGCAGGUGGUGUCUCACUGGUAUUCCACUUCAGAAUAAUUUGCAAGAUCUUUACAGCCUUCUGUGUUUCUUGCAUGUUGAGCCAUGGUGCAAUUGGGCAUGGUGGAAUAAGUUAAUACAGAGACCUUAUGAGAAUGGUGAUCAGAGAGCAUUGAAACUGAUCAAGGCAAUUCUUAGGCCAUUAAUGCUUAGGAGAACAAAGGAAACAAAGGACAAGGAAGGGAGGUAGUGUUCUUCACAACUUUGCAAACAU
This is a messenger RNA of Ipomoea nil (Japanese morning glory), 810 nucleotides long. Its product is annotated as putative SWI/SNF-related matrix-associated actin-dependent regulator of chromatin subfamily A member 3-like 3. Gene Ontology annotation, molecular function: ATP binding; ATP-dependent chromatin remodeler activity. Bases 271 to 786 code for a protein of 171 amino acids. The record is from RefSeq and is a predicted model, not a curated record. NCBI's taxonomy places the organism in Eukaryota, Viridiplantae, Streptophyta, Magnoliopsida, Solanales, Convolvulaceae. The transcript is spliced from 6 exons.